AUUUCAGUAGGGUCUUGAGCAGACGUUCAGUCCACCGUCUCAAAACAGAUUUCUCAAGUGACCUGUGAAUCGGGAAGACGACUGUGAUUAAUGAUUACGGCGGGCUCACGGAAGCUCUUGUCAAGAUUAACCGUUACCUGGGGUUUACUCAGAGGCAGAAUAAAUGCUGGAUCCUUGAGUGACGUGGCAGAGGACGGAUGCGUUUUGAGUGACAGGGAGGAGGGGGUGGACCCUGGCAGGGGCCCUCCAGAGAGAAGCUCGGGUGUGCAGAGCAAAGGCGGUGGGGAAGCAGCUGAAAAGCGAGUCCAGACCGGGAAGCUGGAAACAGCACUGGGCUCUCACACUGCAGCUCACCUGCCUGCCUUGGUCCCGUCCCCAGAGGAGGUUAGUCCUGAAGCUUUAUAACGUUAAUAGGUGAUACUGUGCGAAAGCGGCCAUUCUAAACUGACUUUUCUUUCUCAUUUCUCCUCAUUUAAAAACACCAAAAAACACACUUAAUUCUUAGUCACUUUAGGUGAUGUGUUUGAAAUGUUAGGAAAUGGAAUUUUUACUGGAAUUGCAUCCAAUGUAUAAACUAUUUGGGAAGCGUUGGCUCCUGCAGGCCUAGAGUGAGGGUGAGAGCUGGCACAAACCGGUGUGAAUCCGGUUGGACGACUUCCCACCCGUGUGACCUUUGACAAGAGGCCCAGGUUCUCGAACCCUCACUCCUCGCCCAGGAAACGGUGUGAUAACGGGGCGCGCACACCAGCCCAUCAUGGUUGUCGGGGGGCAUGGAGGAGAAACCCCGCGGGUCCCGUCCGCGCUCCGCUGACAUUACUGCCCCCGCCGCCGCCGUCUGCGGACCGGACCGGCUGCUGUGCCCUGUGUUUCGUGCAUCAGGCCCCAGGGCAGGCGCACGACCUGGACGGCCCCUGGGACCCAGAGGCUGGAGAGCGCUGCGGCGCCCGCGACCCCCACGCAGAGCCCCUGCCCCCGCUGCCCCGCGGGCCAUGGACGUGUACCGCACCCCCGCCGCCGCGCUGGACGGCCUGGUGGCCAGCAGCCUGCAGCCGCCCGCCGAGUUCGUGGGGACCGUGCGGCGCGCCCUGGGCGACCUGGGAGCGGCCCUGAGAGAGCGCGGGGGCCGCCCCGGACCCGGACCCGGACCCGGAGCCGCUGCCCCUGCGUGGCGGGUGCUGAAAAUCGCCAAGGGAGGCUCCUCUGGCCGGGGCACAGCUCUGAGAGGUGGCUGUGAUUCUGAACUUGUCGUCUUCCUCGACUGCUUCAAGAGCUAUGAGGACCAGCGGGCUCUGCAGACAGAGAUCCUCAAGGAGAUGAGGGUGCUGGUGGGAUCCUGGUGGCAGAAGCCGGUCCCUGGUUUGAGCCUUAAGUUUCUUAAACAGGACACGCCCGGGGCCCUCCAGUUCCGACUGGCAUCCACAGACCUUGAAAACUGGAUGGACAUUAGCUUGGUGCCCGCCUUUGACGCUCUGGGUCAGCUCAGCUCCAGUGUCAAACCCAAGCCCCAGGUCUACGCCACCCUCCUCGAAAGCGGCUGCCAGAAGGGCGAGCACGCGGCCUGCUUCGCUGAGCUGCGGAGGAACUUCAUGAACACCCGGCCGGCCAAGCUGAAGAACCUGAUCCUGCUGGUAAAGCACUGGCACCGCCAGGUGUGCCCGAAGGCGGGGCAGAACCAGAUGCCCCCUGCCUACGCCCUGGAGCUGCUGACCAUCUUCGCCUGGGAGCAGGGCUGUGGGAAGGAGGCCUUUAGCCUGGCCCAAGGCCUCCGCACCGUCCUGGGCCUGAUCCAACAGUACCAGCACCUGUGUGUUUUCUGGACCACCAACUACAGCUGCGAGGACCCUGCAGUGAAGAAGUUCUUGCAGCGCCAGCUUGAGGGACCCAGGCCCGUGAUCCUGGACCCGGCUGACCCCACGUGGGACGUGGGGAACGGGGCAGCCUGGCGCUGGGACCUGCUGGCCCAAGAGGCAGAGUCCUGCUACGACAGCCCGUGUUUCCUGCAGGCCGCAGGGGGCGCUGUGCAGCCCUGGGAGGGGCCCGGCCUUCCACGCACUGGGCGCUCCGGUGUGGACCACCCCAUCCUGCGAGACUCUGCCCAGAGGACCCCCACGGACAGCAGCAGUGUGGAUGCUGGAUGCUCCAGGGCAGGGGACAGGCGGCCCUCAUGCCCCGCUCCCGGCCCCUCGGUGGACGGCAUCACCCCCGGUACACCGGAGGGGGUCCCGGGUCUGUCUCAGGUCCCCGCCAAGGAGCUGGACCGCUUCAUCCAGGACCACCUCAAGCCAAGCCCCCAGUUCCAGAAGCAGGUGAGCAAGGCCGUCGAUGGCAUCCUGGGCCGCCUCCGGGAGAACUGUGUCUACAAGGCCUCGAGAGUCGGCAAGGGGGGCUCAUUUGGCCGGGGCACAGACCUCAGGGGUGGCUGUGAUGCCGAACUCGUCAUCUUCCUCAACUGCUUCGAGAACUACAAGGACCAGGGGCCCCGGAGGGCGGAGAUCCUCGCUGAUAUGCGGGACCAGCUGGAAUCCUGGUGGCGGGAUCCGGUCCCCGGCCUGACCCUGAACUUUCCAGAGCAGACCAUGACCAAGGCGUUGCAGUUCCAGCUGAUGUCCCCGGCCCUAGCAAGCUGGGUGGACGUGAGCCUGCUGCCGGUCUUUGAUGCCGUGGGGCAGCUCAGUGCCGGCACCAAACCGGACCCCAAGAUCUACCGGACUCUCCUGGACAGCGGCUGCCAGGACGGGGAGCACAGGGCCUGCUUCGCCGAGCUGCGGAGGAGCUUCGUGAACUCCCGCCCGACCAAACUGAAGAGCCUGAUCCUGCUGGUAAAGCACUGGCACCGCCAGGUUGCUGCCCGGAACAAAGGAGAGCGGCCGGCCCGUGCCUCCCUGCCCCCAGCCUACGCCCUGGAGCUCCUGACCAUCUUCGCCUGGGAGCAGGGCAGCGGGAAGGACCGCUUCAGCACGGCCGAAGGCCUGAGGACCGUCCUGGGGCUUGUCCAGCAGCACCGGCAGCUCUGUGUCUUCUGGACGGUCAACUACAGCUCUGAGGACCCAGCUCUCAGAGCGCACCUCCUCGGCCAGCUCCGGAAACCCAGACCCCUGAUCCUGGACCCUGCCGACCCCACCUGGAACGUGGGCCUGGGCAGCUGGGAGCUGUUGGCCCAGGAAGCGGCCGCCCUGGAGACGCAGGCCUGCUUCAUGAGCGCAGACGGGACGCCCGUGCAGCCCUGGGAUGUGAUGCCCACGCUCCUGUACCAGACCCCAGCCAGGGACCUCGACAAGUUCAUCAGUGACUUCCUCCAGCCCAACCGCCAGUUCCUGGCUCAGGUGAACAAGGCGGUUGACACCAUCUGCUCCUUCCUGAGGGAAAACUGCUUCCAGAACUCGCCCAUCAAAGUGCUCAAGGUGGUCAAGGGCGGCUCUUCGGCGAAGGGAACGGCGCUGCGGGGCCGCUCCGAUGCCGACCUGGUGGUGUUCCUCAGCUGCUUCGGCCAGUUCACCGAGCAAGGGAGCACGCGGGCCGAGGUCAUCUCAGAGAUCCGAGCCCAGCUGGAGGUGUGUAAGCGGGCGCGGCAGUUCGAGGUGAAGUUCAACCUCCCCAAGUGGGAGAAUCCCCGCGUGCUGAGCUUCUCGCUGACGUCCCAGACGAUGCUGGACCAGAGCGUGGACUUCGAUGUGCUGCCGGCCUUUGAUGCCCUCGGCCAGCUGGCCCCGGGCUCCAGGCCCCCGCCUCAAGUCUACGUGGACCUCAUCCGCAGCUACAACACCCCGGGCGAGUACUCCUCCUGCUUCACAGAGCUGCAGCGGGACUUCGUCGUCGAUCGCCCCACCAAGCUCAAGAGUCUGAUCCGGCUGGUGAAACACUGGUACCGGCAGUGUAAGAAGAUGCCCAAGGGGAAGGGCUCUCUGCCCCCCCAGCACGGGCUGGAACUCCUGACGGUGUAUGCCUGGGAGCAGGGGGGGCAGGACCCCCAGUUCGGCAUGGCCGAGGGCUUUCGCACUGUCCUGGAGCUGGUCACCCAGUACCGCCAGCUCUGUGUCUACUGGACCGUCAACUACAGCCGUGAGGACCAGACCGUCAAAGAUUUCCUGGAGCAGCAGCUUCGCAAGCCCAGGCCCAUCAUCCUGGAUCCGGCAGACCCGACAGGCAACCUGGGCCCCAAUGCCCGCUGGGACCUGCUGGCCAAGGAAGCUGCAGCCUGCAUGUCCUCCCUGUGCUGCAUAGACAGAGAUGGCACCCCCAUCCAGCCGUGGCCAGUGAGGCUCUCAGCCCAGAGAUCCUCUCCCUCCUCUGCCUCCUGCUCUGCCGUGAGCUGUCGCCCCGGCAGGCAGCCAGCAGCAGCAAUGAGCAACUGGCUAUCCGCAGCAAUGGGCAACUGGCUAUCCUGGCUAUCUGGCGCCUGCCCAAAAACGGUGUACUCGGUGCCUGCUCAGAAACUGGAUGAGUAUAUCCAGACCUCACUGAGGCCGACUGAAGACUGUCAGAGACAGAUCGAUGAGGCCGUGGACACCAUCUGUGCCGCCCUGCAGGAAGCCACGGAGCCUCCCACGGUGACAGAUGUCGCCAAAGGUGGCUCCUACGGCCGGAAAACGGUCUUAAAGGGCAACUCCGAUGGUACCCUUGUCAUCUUCAUCAGUGACCUUGAAAAAUUCCAGGAUCAGAAGGAAAACCAACAUGAAAUCCUCGACAAAAUCUGGGAGCAGCUGAGAGCUUGUCAGCUCGAAAGGAAGCUGACAGUCAAGAUGGAGAUGCAGAGGUCCAAUGGUGACCUCACCGUCCGGCUGUCCACACGAUGGCAGAGCGUCACUUUUGACGUGCUGCCCGCCUUCGAUGCUCUGGACUUGAGCGGCAAGCCCAGCCCCUCGACCUAUCGAGACCUCAAAAGAGCCUUGGACCAGACAAAAGCCAGCCCCGGUGAAUUCUCCGUCUGCUUCACAAAACUCCAGGAGGAUUUUUUUAACAAGCAUCCCAGGAAGCUGAAGGAUUUGAUCCUCUUGGUAAAGGCCUGGCAUCGACAGUGCCAGAAACUGUGGGGGGAUCAAUCCCUGCCACCCUCGUAUGCUCUAGAGCUGCUCACCGUCUAUGCCUGGGAAGAGGGGUGUAGAGAGGAAGACUUUGACAUAGUUCAAGGCCUCAGAACUGUCCUAGAGCUCAUCGAGCAGCAGGAGCAGCUGUGUGUCUAUUGGACAGUCAACUACAACUUUGAGGAUGAGACCGUCCGGAACGUCAUGCUGAACCAGAUCCGAUCAUCAAGGCCAGUCAUCUUGGAUCCAACUGACCCCACCAAUAUGAUGAGCAACGAUGAGACGUGCUGGCGACUGCUAAAAGCAGAAGCUCAAAACUGGUUAUCUUCUCUCAGCCUGAGCGGGUCACCUGGACCAUCUUGGAAUGUUCUGCCAGCACCGAUCCAUGAGACCCCAGGCCACCUUCUGGAUAAAUUCAUCAAGGACUUUCUCCAGCCCACGAAAAAGGUCAACAUUCAGAUCAAGGCAGCUGUUGGCAUCAUCUCGAAGUUCCUUAAAGAAAUCUGCUUUCGGCAUUCAGCUACGAAGGUCCAGAAGCCCAUCAAAGCAGGGUCGUCCGGCAAAGGCACCGCCCUCAGGACCGGCUCUGACGCCGACCUCGUCGUGUUCGUGGACUCGCUGACAAGCUUCCCCUCCCAGAAAACCGAGCGCUACAACGUCAUCAAGGAAAUCAAACACCAGCUGGAAGCCCACCAGCAGCAAGUGACCGAUCAGGACGUGGAGGUGACGUUUGAGAUUUCCAAAUGGGAGGCUCCCAGGGUGCUGAGCUUCUCUCUGAAAUCCAAACAUCUCAACGGGAGCGUUGACUUCGAUGUGCUGCCGGCAUUUAAUGCGCUGGAGAAGCUGGGACCUCUCUGGAAAGUCUACACCAAGCUCAUUGCUCAGUACGAACAGCACUCGGACACCCCGGGGGGCGAGUUUUCUGCCUGCUUCACAGAGCUGCAGCGAGACUUCGUCAGCUCCCGGCCCACCAAGCUGAAGAAUUUACUUCGCCUGGUGAAACACUGGUACAAGCAGUGUGAAAGGAGACUGAAGAAAAAGGGGUCGCUGCCCCCCAAGUACGCCUUGGAGCUGCUCACCAUCUACGCCUGGGAGCAGGGCAGUGGGGCCACAAGUUUUGACACCACCCAAGGCUUCCGGACGGUCCUGGAGCUGGUCACCCGCUAUCAGCAGCUCUGUGUCUUCUGGACGGUCAACUACAACUUUGAGAAUGAGACUGUGAGGAACUUCCUGCUGAAGCAGCUCCAGAGACCCAGGCCGGUCAUCUUGGAUCCGGCCGAUCCCACCGGCGACGUGGGCGGAGGGAACCGCUGGUGCUGGCAUCAUCUGGCGAACGAAGCUGCCGAAUGGCUGUCCUCCUCCCUCUGCUUCAAGGACGGAACUGGAGGUCCCGUCCCGUCGUGGAAAGUGCCGACGGUGCAGACACCGGGAAGCUGUGGGGCUGGUGUCGGUCCUGUCAUCAACGAGAUGUUCUCGUCCAGAAGGCGCGGAAUCCUAGACGAAAAUGCUCGGAGAAACUUCUCGAGGUCACCUGACAAGUGCCUUUGAAGGAUCAGUUCACUGUGUAAACGCGUAUCCCAGAUCCCUUCUCCCCACCCCCCACCCCCAAACUCCUUCCCUGGUUUCUUGGACGCCUCUUCAAAUCAAGACUGCCAGGUCCUUCCCAGAAAGUCUCGUACGCUCUCGCCUUGCUGGGCCCUCACUCCGUGAGUGGCCUGCUUUAUUAAAAAUGUUUGCUCUCAUCCGUAUUUUUCCCAUUAGCUCCUCCCUUUUCCUUCCAGUUUCAGAAGCGGAUCCUCUCCAUCUUCUGAGCGUGAAGCUCUUGCCCUGCCCCUUGGUUCCCAUAAGCCAGUGACCUUGCUUUCAUAAUCUCCCACCUCACCCUCCUCCCUCUGGGCGCAAACCCUACCUGUGCCUGCUGAUGGAAGGUCUCCUAAGCCAGUAGUAAGUCAGCCUCUUUAAGAUCUCAAACUCUCCUAAGCCUUGGAUUACAACUGUUGAGAUAUAUUUAUCUCCUGUUUCCUCCUUCCGAGCCUACCCUAGUCCCCCACCCAUGAGUAUCUUCUUGCCAAAUCUAAAGGCUUUAUCCUCUGGCUUUUCCUUCAAAGGUACUUGAAGAUCUAAGUGUUUUAACCUCACAUGUAUCCUCUGAAAGUCUUAUUACUGUCAUGUAUGCCAACUGCCAUGUAGUAAACGAAAAUGUCUGGCCGUUGCUCAGUGGUUAGAGCGUAGGCCCUCAGAUCAAAGGGUCGUGAGUUCGGUUCCCAGUCAAGGGCACAUACCUUUGUUGAAGGUUCCCCACCCCUGGGGCACG
Myotis myotis is the source of this 7335-nucleotide messenger RNA. It is a transcript of the gene OAS3, whose product is annotated as 2'-5'-oligoadenylate synthetase 3. Gene Ontology annotation, biological process: regulation of ribonuclease activity; defense response to virus; negative regulation of viral genome replication. The record is from RefSeq and is a predicted model, not a curated record. Gene Ontology annotation, molecular function: 2'-5'-oligoadenylate synthetase activity; double-stranded RNA binding. Gene Ontology annotation, cellular component: nucleoplasm; membrane; cytosol. Lineage: Eukaryota; Metazoa; Chordata; Mammalia; Chiroptera; Vespertilionidae.